CCUGCUGCAUUCAGUAGCCGAGAGAGAGCUUUAAUCCGUAACGGGUUUUGAUCAACACUGAGCAGUUCAUGGGAGAGCAAAACGUUGCGUGUUUAUUUCGCGUAAACCAUGUAGAAUAGCCACGCAGGUGCUGCAGCUGCGACUUUAUUGCAGUUAUAUAAAAAAAAGCUCCGGUGACCGCCUGCACUGAAAACGAGUUAAACGAGUUUCAAUAGAAAUUGUGCUAGGCGAUGUAGACGCGUUAAAAAGUCCAGAACUGAUUGUGAAUUCGGCAUAAAGUCCAUCAUGGAGGUGCGAAAAGCGCUCACGUGUGUUUUGUUCACCGUGUUUCUGUGGGCAGGAGACGCGCAGGACUCGGUACCUGAUUCAGUUUUGAACUGCUGCGAGGGCGAUGUCCUCUUCCUCCUGGACUCAUCUGGUAGCGUGGCCUCCUACGAGUUCUUCCAUAUGGUGGACUUUCUCAAGGACCUCCUGCUGCCUUUCUCGUUGGGGCCGGAUCAGGUGAGGGUGGGACUGCUGCAGGUUGGGACCGAACCCCAUCUGGAGUUCGGCUUUGACUCCUACGACUCCCAGCACGGACUGCAGGCGGCUCUGGAGAGGACUAAACAGCUGAAGGGCGACACCAACACGGUGGACGCUCUACUGAUGGCUACAAAUCAGGUUUUGAAACAGGGCGUGCCGGGAGGUGCCAGACCCAAUCUGCCCAGGGUUCUGGUUUGGCUCACAGAUGGAGUGGAUCCCGGAGAGGUGCAGGAACCAAUGGCAAGGCUGCGGGAAGAGGGCGUGGCCGUAUUGGUGGUUUCCACUGGUCACGGGAACUAUCAGGUGCUGAGAGAGGCUGUAAGUCCACCUGCUGAGGAGCACCUGUUCUUUGUGGACAUUGACGAUAUCAACAUCAUCAGCGAAGACUUGAGGAACGCAAUUAUUGAGAUCAUCAAGGCCGAGAGGCUACAGGUGAAGUCGGUCACCACUACUACAGCUCAGCUGGAAUGGAGGCCCGUGUUGGCCGGCACCGGCUACUACGAUAUCCAGUUUGGUCCCAUCCGAACAGGGCAGACCGGAGGGACGGGAGGUCCAGGCACCAGUCCUGGCACUGGUUUGGAUCCUUUUCAGAAGAUCACGCUGCCCGGAGAUGCCAGCUCGGCUCAGCUGACUGGCCUGCGUCCAGACACCACGUACAGAGUCACGCUCACGCCGAAAGCUAACCUGGAAUUCCUGAACUCGCUUGAAACCACCUUCACUACACAGCCAGUGAAUCCUCCACAGCCAGGGGUGGACAUUCUGUCGACAGUGACCAUAUCAGAGUCCACCACUAACAGUGUGCGUGUGAGCUGGGGUCCGCGGCUGCCUCACCUCGUACAGGAAUACCAGCUGGAGUAUUCAGCGCUUCCUACAGGCCCACGGCGGACCUUCAGCGUCAGUAACAGACAGGACUCCGCAGUCCUGACCGGCCUCCAGCCGGACACGCAGUACCUGGUCACAGUAAGCGCCAGACAGUCCUCCGGCAAAGAGAGAGCCAUGUCGGUUAAAGUCUGUACACAGGAGGUGUUGCCAGCUCUCUCAGAUCUGCAACUGACCACAGUGGGCAAUGAGUCAGUGCAGCUCCGGUGGAAAGGGAGUUACGAUGGUCUCCGUGGUUACUGGGUCACAUGGGAGCGAGGUCACAGUCAGCGCUCCACCCUGUAUCUACCACCCAACCGGCUCUCCACCACCCUCAACCAUGUUCCCUCCAGGGCCCGCGUCUGCGUCUCUCCGGUGUACCGGACGGCCCGUGGGGAGGGACUCUGCUGCACUGCUUAAAUGGGCUCCGCUGCGUUGACCUGGAACUGUGGAGCGCCGCUCUGCCAAACACGAAAAAUGGAGGGAUGAACAACACCAAAAACUUCCCACAAAUGGACAGAUGGGAGGUCGGGGGAGUCCAGGACACAGUAGCUGUUUGAAAACUCAUCACCCAUAGAUGGUGAUCUUUAAACACACUCACGCAACAUGCACUGACACACAAACCCCAAACCACGCUUCUAAUACACUUGAUGAGUCUGAACUCAAAAGUGGCCUUCUGAAGAAUCAGACUUUUAAAGGAAUGUUUCGGGUUCAACUUCAGUGCUAUUGAUGGGCUGAGAUCUGUGGCUUGCUGUGCAUUACCGCAGACCAUUUUUGAGCUUGUCUCUUGCAAUGCAGACUUUGUUCUCAAUUUUAUGAAAGUUUACUGUCUUUUGCCACAGAAUAAAACUAUUAGAAUACUAUUAGAAUAAAACUAUAAAAUUAUUAUUUUUCUUGACUUUUGAGACCUUAUAUGUCAUUAUU
This is a messenger RNA of Labeo rohita (rohu), 2304 nucleotides long. It is a transcript of the gene vwa1, whose product is annotated as von Willebrand factor A domain containing 1. The transcript is spliced from 6 exons. The coding region runs from base 286 to 1800 and encodes 504 amino acids. The record is from RefSeq and is a predicted model, not a curated record. Gene Ontology annotation, molecular function: protein binding. Lineage: Eukaryota; Metazoa; Chordata; Actinopteri; Cypriniformes; Cyprinidae.